AUGUCAUUUAAUAAUAAUUCAACAACAACAAAUAAUUCUGUUACAAAAAAUUCUUCUUUAAAUAUUCUUGAUAAAGUUAAACAAUUUUUACCUCAAAUUGCAGAAGCAAAUGAAAAAUUAAAAAAUGAAGAAACGAAGAAUUCUGUUUUAAUUGAAAAAUUUGAGGAAGAAUCCAGCAGUAUUUCUGAAAAUGAGACGAGUAGUAGUGAAGAUUCUGAUGAAGUGGCAAAUGAGGAUUUUUGUGAUUCUGAUGAUGAACUUCAGUCAAAGUCGUUUAACGAAGAGUCAAAGCAGUUUGUUCAAUUUGACGUUCACCUUUUUGAAGAAGAAGAUGAAAAUAAUAAAGUAAAAAAACUUGUAUUGGAAACGAGUAAAAUUGAUUAA
Molecule: messenger RNA, 384 nt
Organism: Meloidogyne enterolobii
Lineage: Eukaryota; Metazoa; Nematoda; Chromadorea; Rhabditida; Meloidogynidae
Source: the annotation of a GenBank genome assembly